Messenger RNA from Plasmodium vinckei vinckei, 693 nucleotides. Its product is annotated as beta-hydroxyacyl-ACP dehydratase, putative. The record is from RefSeq and is a predicted model, not a curated record. The transcript is spliced from 2 exons. NCBI's taxonomy places the organism in Eukaryota, Apicomplexa, Aconoidasida, Haemosporida, Plasmodiidae. Gene Ontology annotation, molecular function: hydro-lyase activity. Gene Ontology annotation, biological process: fatty acid biosynthetic process. Bases 1 to 693 code for a protein of 230 amino acids.
AUGAUGAAACUUUUUAUAAUUUUUCUUUACGUCCUUUUUCCAGUGUUGUCCUUGGGUGUAAAAAAGAAAGCCUUCAACUUUUUAUUUCCAUCCUUUGAACAUAUUAAUAAAAAAAAUAAUUUAAAAAAAUCAAACAAAGGGAUAAAUAAAAAUGAUAAUAUAAAAAUAUAUACAAAUAAUAUUGAAAAGGAUCAUGACAAUAUUAGUGCAAAAAUUAUAUCAUCUAAUAUUGUAUCAAAUUUAAAUUCAGAAAUAAUUAAUAUAGAUGAAAUAAAAAAUAUACUUCCCCAUAGAUAUCCAUUUCUACUUGUUGAUAAAGUAUUAUAUAUACAACCAAAUAAAAAAAUUAUUGGUAUAAAAAAUGUUACAAUGAACGAACAAUUUUUUAAUGGUCAUUUUCCACAAAAGCCAAUUAUGCCUGGUGUUUUACAAAUAGAAGCCUUAGCACAAUUAGGUGGCAUAUUAUGUCUUAAAAAUGAGGAGAAUAAAAGUAAAGACAAUUUAUUUCUUUUUGCAGGAGUAGACGGAGUAAAAUGGAAGAAACCCGUUCAACCAGGUGAUACAUUAGUGAUGGAAGUAGAACAAAUUUUGUUCAAACCCGCACUCGGAAUUGCCAAGUUAAAAGGAGUUGGAUAUGUAGGUAAUGAUACAGUGAUAGAAAUUGAGAAGAUGAUUUUUGCAAUGUCAAAAUGA